Messenger RNA from Mesoplodon densirostris (Blainville's beaked whale), 1777 nucleotides. RefSeq names its product coiled-coil domain containing 71 (gene CCDC71). The record is from RefSeq and is a predicted model, not a curated record. The transcript has 2 exons. Bases 122 to 1519 code for a protein of 465 amino acids. Lineage: Eukaryota; Metazoa; Chordata; Mammalia; Artiodactyla; Ziphiidae.
CAGCAGGCGGCCAUGUUGGAGCAGCGGAGGCGGCGCAGAGGCGCGUCCUGGGUCCCCGCGGCGGCGCCGGUGCCAAGCGCUGGUUUGCGGAUACCCAGGCAGAUCUGCAGUGCCUAAUGCCAUGAGCGUGGUGGUGCAGCAUGUGGAGGAGAAAGCUGUGCACUCCUGGUCGCGGAUCUCCACGGCAGGGAAGAAGGCCCUGGAGGAAGCGCUGCUUGUCUUUAACCCCAUGAGCCAGGAUCUCAGUGCCACUGAGGCCCAGCUUGUGGCCUUCCUGCAGGGCCUGCGGGAUGAUGGCUUCCAGCCUACCAUCCUGCGCAGCGGUGAUGUCUAUGGCUAUAGUUCGUGCACAGCCAACCCCCCAAGCCAGACAAAGCUUCAAGCUCGUGCCCCCACCCCAGCUGCCACAUCACCUCCAGCCAGUGCUCCCCGAACUGCCAUGCGGCUGCCUGCAGGCCGGGCCACACUGCUCCCCAUGCCACUGUCUGGCAGGCUGGCCAAAGCAUCCACACCAGCCCUCUCCAAGCAUGCCACCACCAACCUGCUACUGAGCUCCCUGAAGCAGUCAAGUGCCAGCCGUGCCCGGGGUGCAGCAGUGGGCUUUCCCACCCACCUCUAUCCAGGUGUCUACCCUGCCAUGCGGCUCUCUGUUGUCCUUGAGGCCCUGGUUCCACUCAAGACUCCCAUGCCCUGCUUGGGUGCCAAGCACAAGGCACAGUCACUGCAGCUCUCACUUGCAGACUCUCCCCUGAAGCUGCGGAAAGGUCCAGGGAAGAGGCUGGGGAAUUCCCAGCCCAAAGCUCCCAGAAAAGCCACAAGCAAGGGCCCCAAGUGUCUGACUCGAAGAGGCCCCAGGGCUGGACCCCGACAAGGCACUGGGCCCCAGAGCAAGACCUACAAAGCCUCUGGUUCCCUCAGUGGCCCACGAAUAAAAGGUGGCUGUGCUCUGGGCACCAAAACAGCCCAGGCCAAAGCUGCCCAUGCCCGGGCCAAGGUGGCUCGAACACAAGCCAAAGCUGCCAAGGCCCGGGCAAAAGCCAAGGCAGCACGGAUCAAGGCCAAGGCCAAGGCCAAGGCAGUGCGGGCCAAGGCUAAGGCCAAGGCAGUGCGGGCCAGGGCCAGGGCCAAGGCAGUGCAGGCCAGAGCCAAGGCCAAGGCAGUGCGGGCUAAGGCCAAGGUGUCUCGGACCCAGCCCAGGGGCAGGGGCAGGCCAAAAAGGUCUGUUCAGGCCAGGACUGCAAGGAGGAGCCGGAUAAGCUGCCCUGAGACUGUGGGACAGAAGAGGAAAAGGACUGAAGAGGCAAAGGAUCUUCCUCCCCGGAAGAGAACACGGCUUGGGCCCCAAUCCCCUAAGGUAUGGCUAGGACCUGGAACGGCAAAGCUGCUGAAAUUCCGGGCCAUCAAGGUGGACAGGCAGUCCUCAGAUGAUGAGGUGCGGCAGCAGGCUCAACGGAUCCUUCGUGUGAACCUUUCCCCUGUAAUACGACUUCAGCCAUUGCUGCCAUACUCAGCACCCUGAUUCCUUCACGUAGCAACGUUCGGGGAAACUGAGCCCAGUUGUCUGUGUGGCCAGUGGCACAGUGUGCAAUGCCCAUGGAUUCCACAACCCUAAGGACUCUGGGUGCCUCUCCAGGGCCCUGAGAGCCACCGGCCUCCUUUCAGAGACUGGAGGAUGUGGGGUGGGGUGGGCGGGUGGGAGGGGUGGUCUCAUGGCGCGAUGCACUGUGACUUGUUAUUCUUCAAGUUGUAUGUCCACUUCCAUCUAUCACGUUUUAUA